Klebsormidium nitens is the source of this 1773-nucleotide messenger RNA. The record is from the annotation of a GenBank genome assembly. Lineage: Eukaryota; Viridiplantae; Streptophyta; Klebsormidiophyceae; Klebsormidiales; Klebsormidiaceae.
CUCUGAGUCAGAGUCAGACCGCAGUGGCAGCUCAGGAAAGCUAGGAGUCGAACACUGGACAGGGCGCAGUUGAGCUGGUAUGGUUGGCUUGCAUUCACUUGCAUUUGCUUUCUUUACAAGAACUUACGUCUCUAAGGGUCUUGCAUCGAUCGUAUAGCUCUGCGUGACCUCUUUCUAGCUCAACAUGGCUGACCUCAAGCUCAACGAUGUAAAGGACCUGACACGGAUCGAGCGCAUUGGGGCACAUUCGCACAUCCGAGGGCUGGGGCUCGAUGAUGCCCUUGAUGCACGGAAAGUGUCUCAGGGGAUGGUCGGGCAGACCAAGGCCAGGAAAGCGGCGGGGGUGAUCUUGCAGAUGAUCAGGGAGGGAAAGAUUGCUGGGCGGGGUGUACUUCUAGCAGGUCAGCCGGGGACCGGUAAGACCGCCAUCGCAAUGGGCAUGGCAAAAGCCCUGGGGGAGGAGACUCCGUUUGCGAUGAUGGCCGGAAGCGAGAUCUUCUCCCUGGAGAUGUCUAAAACGGAGGCCCUGACGCAAGCGUUCCGCAAAGCAAUUGGUGUGCGCAUCAAGGAGGAGACGGAGGUGAUUGAGGGCGAGGUGGUGGAGAUCCAGAUUGACAGGCCCGCGACGGCCGGGGCAGCGGCAAAGACUGGAAAACUCACACUAAAGACGACCGACAUGGAGACAAUCUACGACCUGGGCACCAAGAUGAUCGAGUCGCUCAACAAGGAGAAGGUGCAGAGCGGUGACGUCAUCGCAAUCGACAAAGCGACCGGGAAAAUCACCAAGCUCGGGCGCUCGUUCGCGCGCUCGCGCGACUAUGACGCCAUGGGCCCGACCACCAAGUUCGUGCAAUGCCCGGACGGGGAGCUGCAGAAGCGGAAGGAAGUGGUCCACGUCGUCAGCCUGCACGAGAUUGACGUCAUCAAUAGCAGAACGCAGGGCUUCCUGGCGCUGUUUGCGGGGGACACGGGCGAGAUCCGGUCGGAGGUGCGCGAGCAGAUUGACAGCAAGGUGGCGGAGUGGCGGGAAGAGGGCAAGGCCGAAAUCGUGCCCGGCGUUCUCUUCAUCGACGAGGUCCACAUGCUCGACAUCGAGUGCUUCUCCUUCCUCAACCGGGCGCUCGAGAACGAAAUGUCGCCCAUUCUAGUUGUGGCGACCAACCGGGGCAUCACGAGGAUACGUGGCACCAACUACAAGUCGCCGCACGGCAUCCCGAUCGACCUCCUAGACCGGUUGCUAAUCAUCUCGACGGAGCCGUAUAGCGAGGCGGAGAUCCGGGCCAUUCUGGACAUCCGGUGUGAGGAGGAAGACGUGGAGAUGAGCGACGAUGCGCGGGAGCUUCUGACGAAGAUCGGGCACGAGACGUCGCUCCGGUAUGCGAUCCACUUGAUCACGGCGGCGUCGCUCGCGUGCCAAAAAAGGAAGGGGACGGAAGUAGAGAUAGAGGAUAUCAGCAGGGUGUACACCCUCUUCCUAGACGUCAAGCGCUCCACACAAUUUUUGAUAGAGUACCAAGAGCAAUUCAUGUUCAACGAGGUACCAAAGACUGACGAGGAUGUUGAAAUGGCAGGUUGAGCAACUAAAAGUCACCCUUUUACAUGAUAGCAAAAGAACGUGGGAAAACAUGCCGGCAAUUUGGGGUGGUUCUAGCACGUUUGGAGACACUCCCACUCGUCUCCUGAUCACAAGCUCCUAUGCUAUGCAUGAUGCAAAACAUCAACCUUAAUCCCGUUCGAGACUUCCAACGCUUUGCUAGCAUGAUUGUGGCAAUG